Molecule: messenger RNA, 4638 nt
Organism: Gadus morhua (Atlantic cod)
Lineage: Eukaryota; Metazoa; Chordata; Actinopteri; Gadiformes; Gadidae
Gene: slc36a4
Product: solute carrier family 36 member 4
Exons: 12
Coding region: 365-1921 (518 amino acids)
Biological process (GO): L-alanine transport; amino acid transmembrane transport
Cellular component (GO): vacuolar membrane
Molecular function (GO): L-proline transmembrane transporter activity; L-alanine transmembrane transporter activity
Source: RefSeq, a predicted model, not a curated record
GCCCUCUACCCUGUGACGUGUCGCACGUUCUCCUUCGGAUCAGGAAGAGGUUUAUCCUACUGUAUAAUCUGCAAAUAUAAACAUCGUGUGACAGGACGACCACGCCAAAAAAACCUCACACAAAUAAAUUAUCCCUGUUUUUCAAAGGGGCCACUUAAAGAAUAGACCUCCGGGACCAGCCUCUACUGUAGCCUGCUGGGUCUUUGGAGAGCCAUCUCUGGAGGACUGUGUUCCCUGAACCGAAUGACAACAGUGAGGUCCACCGCGUCGCCGUUCGCUGAGCACAUUGGCUUGGGACGAGGGUCUCAUCACUGAGCUCCGGGUCUGGUGGUCUGGUGGUCUCCUGACAAAUGCCUGGCGCAGGAUGGGGAAAACGCAGCAACUAGACAUGGAGGUGAUGACACCACUUAUCGAGAGCCCUGUCCAGGGCUCGGAGGAGAACUCGGAUGAGGACCACGAACUGCUCCCUCCUCCACAGCAUGAGCAGGACAACGGCCGGGGCCUCACGUUCAGCCAAGCCCUCAUCCACCUGCUGAAGGGGAACCUGGGCACGGGCCUCCUAGGCCUGCCUCUGGCCGUUCACAAUGCAGGCAUAAUUGCGGGACCCAUUUGUCUUGUGCUGAUGGGGGUCGUGUGCGUGCACUGUAUGCAUAUCCUGGUCCACUGCAGUCAUCAGUUAUGCGAGAGGUUGAAGAGACCGUCCAUGAGCUACAGCGACACCGUGGCCUUUGCUAUGGAGCACAGCUCCUACCAGUGCUUCAAAAAGACCGCCGGCCUUGGCAGGCAUGUAGUCAACUUCUUCCUGGUGCUGACACAGCUGGGCUUCUGCAGCACAUACAUCGUUUUCCUGGCGGAGAACAUCAAGCAGGUGGUGGAGGGAUACCAGGAGAACAGCACGCUGGCCAGCACCUUUCCCCUGACCCUGACCAACGUCACGGCCACGCCGGUGCCCAGCGCCCAGUUGGUGGCUGACCCGACGGGGGCUGCCCCCACGGGGGGCUGGGACCUAGACCUGCGCCUCUACAUGCUCUUCUCCCUGCCCUUCCUCAUCGUUCUGGUCUUCCUGAAGGAGCUGCGCAACAUGGCCGUGCUGUGCUUCCUGGCCAACGUGUGCAUGGCCGUCAGCGUGGUGAUCAUCUUCCUCUACAUCCUAAGCGAUUUCGGAGACGCCCGGCACAUCCCCCUGACGGCGCCUGUGGGCAGAUUCCCUUUUUUCUUUGGAACGGCCAUUUUCGCCUUUGAAGGGAUUGGAGUGGUGCUGCCCUUGGAGAACCAGAUGAGGGAUCCCAAGCGCUUCCCCAUGGCCCUGAACAUCGGCAUGGGCAUCGUGACCGUCCUCUACGUGACAUUGGGGACACUGGGCUACCUCCACUUUGGCGACAGCAUUAAAGGCAGCAUCACUCUGAACCUGCCGCACGAUGCCUGGACCAAUCAGCUGGUGAAGAUCCUGUACUCGUUUGGCGUGUUCGUCAGUUUCGCCAUCCAGUUCUUCGUGCCGGCGGAGAUCCUGCUGCCCCCGCUGUGCGCCCGCCUGCCAGAGGCCUGGAGGGGCGGCUGUGAGAUGCUGCUCCGAGGCCUGCUCGUCUGCCUGACAUUGUCCUGGGCAGUGCUCAUCCCUCGCCUGGACCUGGUGAUCUCCCUGGUGGGCGCGGUGAGCAGCAGCGCCCUGGCCCUCAUCUUCCCGCCGCUCAUAGAGCUGGUCACCUACUCGGACCGCCGGCAGGUGUCCCGCCCCAUGCUGGCCAAGAACCUGCUCAUCGCCUCGGUGGGCUUCAUUGGCUUCCUGACCGGCACCUACGUCACCGUGGCCGAGAUUGUGUCCCCCAGCGGGGGCCCGGGGCCGGCCGGGGAGGAGCAGCAGGCGCUGGUCGCCCUGGCCGCCGUCACUCAGGCCUUCAACCUGACGGACGGCAUCCGGUGACCGGGGGGAAGGGGGGGGGGGGGGGAUUGCUGCUCGCCGCUCUACCUCUGGGGGCCCCGGAGCGAUGAGGUCCAUGGGGGUGGUGAACCCUCGACCCGACCAUUCCUUUUUCCACGCCCUUAUCCUCACCUCAAACCGCCGGACUCCACUCCACUCCGCCCGGCUUCUCUGUGGCGUCCUUCAGCCGCAGCAGCCCCAUUGAAGUGAGUCAUUCCCAAAGCCAGGUACCCCCCGCCUCCCCCCCAUUGACCCUUAGCCACACAGCAAGACUAAGGACAAUCAGGCAUUCCCUCUGGGUCCUGGUUUGAGAUUGACCGUGGGGCUUUGUUCGGGAAGCCCAGUCCCAUGAGAUGAUUGCAGUAGGAGACUCUGGCGUCGGGUGUCACUUGGGACCAAGGAUACCGCUGAUGGGGAACAAGUCCUUCGGUUGGGACAAAGGGACCCGCAAAAAUGACAACUAUACACGUCAGUCUCUAAUGGAGCAAUGUGCAAAGAAAAUGGUGAAGAGAUUAUUUUUUAUUAGAAGAUGAAGAAUGGUACAUGUUAACGCAGAUUAAUUAACACACACUCACAACUAGACACAAACACAGGGGCAAUACUAAUAAACAGUAUUAUGGAGCAUAAUAUUGGUCAGCAUUUGAAUGCAUUGCUUGUAGUAAUCAGAUUUGGGAGAAUGUGUGACAUUUCCAAAAGCCUUUUUUAAGCCAAUCCAAUAUCCCACGUUUGAUUUGAAAAGGAGGCAAAAUAUUCACAUACAGUACCAAGUAAUUUAGUUAACAUAUAAAGGUUUGAAUAUUCCUCAAAAUCCCAAAGGGCAAACCAUUUUAAAACCCAAAUUCAAGUGGAGAUAUCUAAAUGCAAUCUUCUCCCCAUUAAAGCAUUGUCAAGACCCAUCUGUUUGCAUGUGGCACAAGGCGCACUCUGCCAUAUCUUCCCGUUUAGCUUUAAUAGAUGAUGCGGUAUAUUUGGUCUGUGCAGGUUGUAUAAUCUAGACUAUUUUCUCACAUCAACCUUUUCCCCCUUGACAACCUACACCCACCCUAGCUUGCUGACAAAAAAAUGCAAAGCAAAACAUAGCAACAGCGUAAUAGCUGCUCUCAGAAGGCAGAGGCACUUUUCUUCUUACAGAUGCUCCUGUGUGUAUGUGAGUUUGUUUCUUUCACACAUAAAGUUUUUCAUCAGAGAAACAGGUGCUGGAGCAGGUGCGCUGUGCAAGGGCGAACGGAUAGAGAAAGGAGACUGAAAGCAUCCAAUAACUGGUAAACCGAUGAUUCAAGUCACUAAUGUCAGCCCUUUCCAAGUCCUGCUGCGUAAAUUCAUUCCAAUGAAUCACUAGGUUAGGUUUACUGUAGGUUGAAUAAAUAAAAAUCUUCAAGGGCCUCAAAAAGCGCUGGCUGCUGAGGAGAUGUAGUGGAGCCGUGUCUGGGGAUAUGUAUCGCUCUAGAGUCCAGAGGAAGUGCUUGAGAAAAAGCCGCUGAGCAUUUGCUUUCUAAAAUGAAACUGAUUUAUUUAACCUCACUCAAGUCCUCCACAAAUCCGUGUUCAUGAAUUAUGUUACGAUCUUUCUUGCCAUUCAUUUCCCCGAGAAACAUGCAUUGGAGAUUUGUUGUCAGCCGACGGUACGAGUGUUCAAUGCCAGAGCUGUGAGAGACAGUGGCAACAUUGAUCGUGUUUGUGAAAUAAUAGUGACAGAGCGAUAGCGUUUCCUCCUUCCAUGCAUCACGCUGCUGUUCACCGGGGUGCUCCGUGCGAUAGAGUUCUCCACGCCGCGACCCUGAAGUGCAGUCAAAUCGUCCCAAAGGCUAUUCAUGGAUAAUACGGGACAUGCAUUAAUUUCCAUUUUCUAAGGUUCAAUGUGGCCAAUCAAAAACAUAGGCACAGCGGUGAAUUUAUGAUGCAAUUUUCCGGUACCCGCCCAGCGAAAAAAUCGAACUCCCGUCACAUAACCCUCAUCAGUAGUUUCACCGACCUUUGUUUGACACCCGCAAUCAGACCCCCCGUCCCCAAAACGGUAUUGUCAUCAUUUGUGAUGCGUCCAUGUCAUUGUGAGCCAUGGCUCGCUCCGCUGUAUGGAGCUGGGCACAGCGUGAUGCAUGCAAACGAGCUAUGAUGUUCAUUUGAAGGUAUUCCAAGAUCCCGUGUUAAUGACAGCCUUCUAAUAGAUUUAACCUGUAUUGAUUUGUAAUUUGCACAGUGUUUUUUUCCCUUUGACACAAUUGAUUUCUUGUUUUUCACAUAUUUGAUGUGUGUGUGUUGUGCCUUACUGUUUACACAUAACUGAAGAGAUUAUAGGUAAAGUUAAGAGUCAAACUCAUGAAUUGAUAUGUACAGCGCUGUACGAUAGUUCACUGCUUCACUGUGGUGGAAACCAAGGAAAUUUCUUACAGACGCAAGUUUGACAAACCGAGAUUAUUCCUCGGCUUUUGCAGAAGGAACAUUCAUCUUCAUGGCAGUCGUUGGGGAAACAUCUCUUUCUAUCUGUAUCAUUCCCUGGCAAAGAAGUACCUUGACGACUGUUAUUUUCUCUGAUUUGGGGUUUUGUGAAAUAUUAUUUAUCCAAGCUAUAACUCAUUAUGUUGUCAUUAGGAUUCAAGUAAAUUGAUUAAAAAAAAUGUAUAUAUCACUGAAAUACACUGUGAAUUUUAUUUUUUUAUUUUUCUUCAAAAAUAGGAUACGGACAUUAUUUUCUAAACAUUAAAACUUGGAUUGUGUAUUGA